Plasmodium knowlesi strain H is the source of this 558-nucleotide messenger RNA. Its product is annotated as conserved protein, unknown function. Gene Ontology annotation, molecular function: protein-macromolecule adaptor activity. The record is from RefSeq and is a predicted model, not a curated record. Lineage: Eukaryota; Apicomplexa; Aconoidasida; Haemosporida; Plasmodiidae. The coding region runs from base 1 to 558 and encodes 185 amino acids. Gene Ontology annotation, biological process: proteasome regulatory particle assembly. The transcript has a single exon.
AUGGUCGAGAUAAGGCUGACAACGAAGUACACGAGCUGCGAAUUCCACCUGGAUUUUAACGAAGUCAAACUACCAGAUGAUGUGAAUAUACUAAAAGACUUAGAGAAGGAGGUAGAAAAUUCUAUUUACCAUUUAAAACGAUCAAAUGAUGAAAUUAAAAAGUUUGAUCCGGAAGGUGCAGAUCAGGAUCUCCUCAUGGCUCUGAAUGAGAAUAGAUUUUCUUUAUGUAGGAAGGAGGAACGGUUGCGAAUAAUUAAGGAUAAGAUACGUAUACUGGAUGGACCUGCUCCUGAUUCUGUGGGUCAAACAAAUAUGGUAGCUACCCCAGUAGUAUGCACAGGGGAGAUGAAUCAGCGCGAGGGAAUAGCUCAGACUCUUGCCAGUCAGAUGGGCGAUCAGUAUAUUAAUGAUUCGGAUGGAAACGGUGCGAAUGACGAAGAUGAUGCGAAUGGGAAGGUCUGUAGCGAGGUUCCUCCUGUAUUAGCGGAGGCAACAGAGGAAAAGAAGAAUUCUAUGCCCAAGCCCGGAACACUUGGGGGGGGAGGCAUUUACCUGUAG